UGCUGAACACCGAGUCAGUUGUGUUUGAUCCGAGGCCUCGUGCAGUCGGACAAUCAAAAACCGCGCUCGCACACGCAUCGCGUUGAUUGUUUAUCGUUGGAUCCCGGCGAAGAUAACAAGGAUACGCAUUAGAUUCGGACACUUUUUUAUAUAUUAUAUAAUUAUUGAUUUGUGUGGAUAUGUGUGUGUUGAGAUGAAAUUUGACUGAAAUUCACAUCGAAAUUGUUGACAUCGAAUUUUUUGAAAGUUUGCAAAGUUUUUGUAUGGAUAUUGAUGGAUUAUUUAUAUGCGUAUUGAGAUUUUGAAUGAUAUGGAUAUUCCACUAUUACUUCAUCCACCAACAGAAAUUAUUAUUACCCAAUUCCACAACGAUAAAUAAACAUCGAUAUUUUCACGGAAAUCAUUCAAAAAACGAAUUUAUUUGCAAGUGGAACUAAAAUAAAGAAUUAAGAAAAAGGAUCAUUCAAUGACUGGUGGCGAUCGUCAUGGCUACGCUUCAACAUGCGAGCCCGUGGCAAGACGCCGCCGCCGCUUCGCCGUCACCGACGCCGCCGGCGGCGUGCGCCUGCCGGAAGCCACGCGCGCCCAAAAUCGGCGAAAUACCAAGACACACCGCAGUAGAAGUAGAAUUGAAACCAAAAGAAACGGAUUUGCAGCCACAAGCACUCAAGGUGACCUCCAUCAAGCUCCCGGACAUCACCACGCCGCCAUCUUGUAUCAAAAUGGGGCUCACAGAUGACGAUGACGUUACCCGUGCACCUGCCGCUGUGAUAAACGAACCAAAACAAACAGAAACAAAAAUAACAACAGAAAAAGUGCCUUCGGAAGCGAAUAACAACAUUACUACGACUACUAUCACCACAAGUGAGAAUGAGGAUGUAGGUGUGGGUGAUGAGGUGAAACCACCGCGGUUAAGGGUGCAACCUCGAUUAGGGCUGUUGACGCAAUCGAAAAGUUUGGCGGUGGCUGAUAGCCCGCCGAGUGGUAAUGGGAGUGGUGGUGGAGGCGCCGGGAAUGGGUCAAGGCCGAUAUUUCCGAAUUGUCCGUUUUCCCCGUAUGGAAGUCCCACAGGAUCACCAAGGAGUAGUAGGAAGAGGCAACCUUUGAGAGAGUCAAGGCGUGUUUCUAUUGAGAGAAGUGGGAUGUAUUUGCAGUUGAAUCAAUAUAAACUUAAGGAUUCUAUUGGACAGGGUUCAUACGGCAUCGUCAAGCUAGCGUACAACGAGGAGGACGAUACGCAUUACGCAAUGAAAAUUCUUUCCAAGAAAAAGCUCCUGAAAAAGGCCGGAAUGUUCGGCCGCAUGCCGCCGAAAAAGGAAGGCCGUAAAGCGGACGCCACCUCACCCCUGCAGCGGGUGUACACCGAAAUAGCGGUGCUCAAGAAGCUGGAUCACCCGAACGUCGUAAAACUGGUCGAGGUGCUCGACGAUCCGGUCGAGGAUCACUUGUAUCUGGUCUUCGAGCUGCUCGAGCGUGGACAGGUGUUGGACGUGCCCACGGACAAACCGCUCAGCGAGGAUGACGCCUGGGCAUACUUCAGGGAUGUCGUGUUGGGGAUUGAAUAUUUGCAUUAUCAGCGAAUUAUCCAUCGUGAUAUCAAACCGGCUAAUCUUCUCCUCAGUGAAAUAGGCCGCAUCCAAAUUGCUGAUUUAGGCGUGUGUAACGAAUUCGACGGAACAGACGCCUUCCUUAGUUCGACAGCCGGAACUCCUGCUUUCAUUGCACCGGAAGCAGUUGGGGAUCAACGUGCUGGCUUCAGUGGAAAAGCAGCUGAUAUCUGGUCAAUGGGCAUAACCCUCUUCGCAUUUGUCUAUGGACAUGUCCCUUUCUAUGACGAGAACAUAGUUGGGUUAUAUUCCAAAAUCCGCCAUCAGCCAGUCGAAUUCCCGCCACUUCCAACCGUUUCUGAGAGUUUAAAGGAUUUGAUACGAAAAAUGUUGGUGAAGGAUCCAAAUAAGAGGAUAACUUUAAGUGAAAUUAAGAUGGAUCCAUGGGUGACUAAAGAUGGCGCAUCUCCUCUGCCAAGCGAAGAGGACAAUUGUCAUCUUGUGGAGGUCACUGACGAAGACGUCGCACGAGUUAUCACUUCCAUUCCCAAGCUGGAUACGUUGAUACUUAUCAAACAUAUGCUCAAGAAACAUUCCUUCCAGAAUCCAUUCAGUAGAAGAUCCGACACUCACCGCCCCUCUGACCCAGAAGCCCGUCGUGUCAACCUCACCCAACGCCACAACCUCGCCACCGCCGGGCGCUCCAACUCCGCACCGGAGGCGUGCGACUGGGGUAAGCAGCUCUCCCUGGAAGCCUACGACAGCUGCCUGGAGGCCGUCACCGAAGAACAAUCCAAACUGUUACAGCAAAUACAAACCGAGCGCAUUGAACUCACGCAAAAGAUUGAACAAAUCAAUGCGGACAGCUGCGAAAAAUCGGAAAAAUCUAAAAAUUUAGAGAGUUUAGAAAGUUUAGAGAACAUAGAUUCAAAAAACCAAAUCAUAUCAAUCGAUAAAGACGUCGUACUCAAUCAAACCGGCAAGAUCAAGCGAUGAUCUACGUUUAGAGAAUUAGCUAGCAAAUUAAUUAAUUAAAUUUAAUUUAAUUUUGGUUGUGAUGUUGCUUUUUUCUUUUUUUUUUCUUUGUUUUUGUGUGUUUUUUUGCUUAAAUUAAAAUUAAAAAUUUAAAAUAUUAUUUUAAAUAAAUUUAAGUUAUAUUUUUGUGUGGUUUGAAGAUAUCGUAAUAAAAUUUGUUUUUUCGCAAAAUUUUAAUUUUUUUUUUUCAAUUUUUUUGCAAAAUUUUUCAUUUUUUUGCUUUUUUUUUUUCAAAUUUUGAUUUAAUUUACUUAUAAAUGCGGGACCAUCCAAUAGUACGCAGAAUAAACAAAUUAGUCAUAUCAAUAUUUAUAAAAUUAAUUUUUUCUUCAAAUUUUUUCUCAAAAAAAAUUUUUUUUUUUAAUUUUUUCGAUUUUUUCGAAAAAACUUCAAACUCUUAAAAUUAUUAAAAAUUUAGAUGUUUAUGCACUUCUUACGGCACUUAUGAAAAUAUCUUCCACUAGCACACUGCACGCAUUCGCAAAUAUUUCAAAAUAAAAAUUUUUCGAAAAAAACUUAAAAUUUAAAAAUCUCGACUUUUAGCCUUAAAAAUACUUCAAAUAAAAUAGUACAGAUAAAAUACUUCUAAAAUUCUUAUCAAAACACACGUAACAAUCAAUUUACCAACAAAAAUUUAAAAAAUUAAAAAAUUAAAUAUUAAAAAUUUUGAAAUUUUGCUCGCUAGACUAGAUUCUUAGCUUUUCUACCCGUUUCUAAUCUACAAUAUUCUCUAAUUAAACAUUUUAAUGCAUUGUUCGAUAAAUUAGUCGAUAUAUUCUAAAAAUGCUCAAAUAUUGAUCCAAAGAUUGUACAAAUAUAUUGAUGAUGAUAAAUAUAUUCAAUCGUU
Molecule: messenger RNA, 3429 nt
Organism: Dalotia coriaria
Lineage: Eukaryota; Metazoa; Arthropoda; Insecta; Coleoptera; Staphylinidae
Product: calcium/calmodulin-dependent protein kinase kinase 1
Exons: 11
Coding region: 486-2543 (685 amino acids)
Biological process (GO): intracellular signal transduction; protein phosphorylation; positive regulation of protein kinase activity
Cellular component (GO): cytoplasm
Molecular function (GO): calcium/calmodulin-dependent protein kinase activity; ATP binding; calmodulin binding
Source: RefSeq, a predicted model, not a curated record